GAGUCAAUCAUCGGUGACGCGCAUCGAAUUGAGCUUUUGCAUUGCCAAGACAAGAAUUUGUGCUUGCGAGUUUGGGCAAAGUGGAAACAGCGACGCAAUUACUCCAAGUACAUGAUACACCAACAACAAUGGCAACAUCAACAGCUCCUUCAGCGCUCUCGUUCCCCCCGGCGACUUUUGCGAAAAUCUCACCUGCACCCUACCUUCUCGCCCAUCUUAGCCCGACAUCCUCAUCUGCUUCGCCGACACGCCCUAGUGGUCGUUCUCCGCAAGAAUGUCGUUCGCCGUCCGUCAACACUGGCUCCCUCACACACGCCAAUGGUAGCGCCGUCGUUAGACUGGGAGAUAGCGCUGUGGUCUGCGGUGUACGCGCCGAGGUCCUGCGCACAUCAGACAUUCCCCACCCAUACCGUGGCCCGGACGAUAGCAGACGCGAGAUUGAAGAGUUGGGCCUCCUGGUACCCAACAUUGAACUCAGCACUGGUUGCUCACCUGGCUUCCUUCCUGGAAACGCUCCUGGUACUCUGGCACAGUCUCUUACGCAGAGACUGCUCUCGUUGCUACAUUUGUCAAAACUGGUCGAUGUCGAGGACCUGAAGGUCAAAUACCAACCACCAGAGACUGAAGAUGAUAUACCAGAUGCACCACCUGAGUUACAAACAAAGGCAUACUGGGUCCUCUACAUCGAUCUGCUGGUGAUUAGUCUGGAUGGAAACCCCUUCGACGCGGCAUGGGGCGCUGUGCUAGCCGCCCUUUCCGACACAAAACUGCCCAAGGCAUGGUGGGACGCCGACCGCGAGGCCGUCCUUUGCUCCGACCAACUUUCCGAUGCCAAAGCCUUGACUCUCGGCAACAUUCCCGCAUCUCUGACUUUCGCCGUCUUCACCACCGCUGCACCCCAGAAAAGGCCCGAGGACGCGAAGAAUUGGGUCCUGGCUGACCCGGAUGGUUUCGAGGAAGAGCUUUGCAACGAGAGUAUCACCAUCGUGGCUACGGAGACGUCCAUCUUGAGGAUAGAGAAAAGAGGCGGCGGAGUUGUGGGCAGAGAAGGCAUGAGAGAGCUUGUUGCCCACACUCAAAGUAGACUUGGAAACUGGAAGCAGGCGCUUAAUCAGCAACAGAGAUGAGCUUGCUAGUUGGGUAUCGAAAAUACGACAUGAGAUGAUUGUCCAAUCUACGAGGAUGCAACCCGCGUCCAAACGGACAGGCCUACGAUCACCGGACCACGGUGCUGUGUGCACUCUGAAGAACACCGGCGCUAGCAACGUCUCCAGAACUGCGACGAGAAACUCAAGCCUCUGCGGGUAGACACGAUUUCGGAAGGAAGGCAUGAGAAGAGUCACGAUAUAGUCAGUGAGAAGUUGUGGGGUCGUGAAGGUUCAUUCAGAGGUAUGUAGGUAUCAUAAGAACGCGAAAAAGCAAGACCGGUGCGAGCCUUCCGCCCGGUUCUUCAUGUCUCACAGAGAGACAACGCCAAUUUUAUGCAUUCGUCCAAGCCUCCAUUUUACAGAGCGGCCAUGCCAGCCAAGACACCCAUGGCGCCGAGAGCGAAGCCAGCAAAGG
This is a messenger RNA of Aureobasidium subglaciale EXF-2481, 1563 nucleotides long. RefSeq lists its product as uncharacterized. Bases 129 to 1127 code for a protein of 332 amino acids. NCBI's taxonomy places the organism in Eukaryota, Fungi, Ascomycota, Dothideomycetes, Dothideales, Saccotheciaceae. Gene Ontology annotation, cellular component: cytoplasmic exosome (RNase complex); nuclear exosome (RNase complex). The transcript has a single exon. The record is from RefSeq and is a predicted model, not a curated record. Gene Ontology annotation, biological process: TRAMP-dependent tRNA surveillance pathway; U4 snRNA 3'-end processing; U5 snRNA 3'-end processing.